Molecule: messenger RNA, 2767 nt
Organism: Spizellomyces punctatus DAOM BR117
Lineage: Eukaryota; Fungi; Chytridiomycota; Chytridiomycetes; Spizellomycetales; Spizellomycetaceae
Exons: 17
Coding region: 163-2610 (815 amino acids)
Biological process (GO): cilium organization; microtubule-based movement
Cellular component (GO): kinesin II complex; axoneme; ciliary transition zone
Molecular function (GO): kinesin binding
Source: RefSeq, a predicted model, not a curated record
GUUCUACGGCAUAUCAACCGCACAAGCAGCUUUCUGAUGUGGAGUCUUGUUUAAGGGAGAUCGCGGGGCUUAGCAUAUCACCUGAAUCCAAGUGUCACCGAUCUGUAGGAUCAAGCACUUGUCUUAGGUUAUAGGAAGAGUUCUGAGCAUUUCCAUCGGGACAUGUCAAGUCAAGAUGAUUCAGAAGCGUUCCAUCUUAAAAAGAAGAUUAUACCAGGUCAUAUCGAUGUCCAUCCGACAGACAGCGCCAUCGUUGUCCAUUACACGGUGCAGGCCAGUAUACUUGGGGAAAACGGUCAACCCGUAGUCGACGACCGGAAAACAUUGCAGAAAAUCGUUCGAAUAAAGGCUCUCCAUCCCGGAUCGAAUCUCAGCGCCCUAGCGCAAGAAGUUGUAGACAAAUGCAAAUUGAUUAGUCCAUCGAAAACGAGGGAGGUGGAACAAUUAUUGUAUUAUCUUCAGCAGAGACAAGGCGGUGACGAUGAAGGGGGCAUGGUUUCUGAUAGAGAAUGGCUUCGCCGACAACUCGAAAACCAAAAGAAACAGGAAGAGCCAUUAAAGGUGGAAGAGCCAGAGCUGGAAGCUCCGUCAAUUGCAAACGUCGAGCAAUACAUCGAAGGUCUGUACGAGGAUAUCCCCGACAAAAUGAAGUCUACUCGUUACGUACUGGAAUUAGCCAGGCAACCGGAAAAUCUGGAAGUCCUUGUCACGAACGAUGCUCUCAUGAGCGCUCUCUCUCGUGUCCUUCGCGAAGACAACAGGAAAAGCACAGUACUCAAUACGAACAUUAUCACGAUCUUCUACUGUUUUUCUCAAUUUCUUCAAUACCAUGGUGUUAUCACCACCCAUAAAGUCGGUGACAUGUGCCUGAGAAUCAUUGAAAUGGAAAUGAAGAGGUUUGAAAUGUGGGUAGGAGAUUUGAAGACCGUCGAAGAGAAAUGUGCGCGGAAUCCGACAGAUAAAGCACUAAUAGUCGAUGCGGAGCAGGAACAUCGCAAGUUUCAAGCAAUGCUACAAAAGCAAGAUCAGCUGUUGUUUGUGUCCUUUCACCUCCUAUUCAAUCUCGCUCAAGACCUUACCAUCGAGCCCAAAAUGGUUAAAAGAGGUAUUAUCAAACUUCUUGUCACCGUGUUGGACCGGCAAACGCCCGAACUGUUGAUUUUGGUGAUCGGUUUCUUAAAACGGUUGAGCGUGAUUCGGGAAAACAAAAAUGAACUGGUUGCGAUGGGUGACGAAUUUCUCUCUAAAGUGGACCGGCUGAUUCCGUGUGACCAUCCUGUGGUUCAAGAACUUGCGCUCCGCCUCAUAUUCAAUUUGAGCCAUGAUGCCGCUUUCAGAUCCCUCCUUCUACGAAAGAACUUUCUACCAAAAAUCGUCGCCCUGCUCCAUUCCUCCGUCACAAGUGGUGCCUCUAAAAACAUCCCAGAACUGGUGUUAGAGGUCCUCUAUAUGAUGAGCUUGGAUGACAAAGGGCGAGUCGGACUCGCCGGAGUAGAUGCGGCAAGUUUGCUUCUACGCUUAAUUCUCUCCCAACCUUUAACACCCAUAUCUUCCUCCCAAUCUCCCGAACGUCUUGCGCUCAUGGCCCUUGGCGUUAACCUAUCAAUGCACCCUCGCACCGUACCACCCCUACUGGCGGACAAUAGCUUGAAAUUUUUGAUGAAGCGGGUAAUGAAGACGAAGGACCCACUACUCAUAAAGAUGCUGCGAGGAGUCGCUGGCUGUGGGGAUUCGGGCAGGAUGUCCUUUUUGGACUACAUUGACGACAUAAUGCAUCUUCUUUUGAAAAACGCAAACCAUGAUGAAGUCUUGGUUGAGGUUACUGGCCUACUGGCUGCCCUCAGUAUCCCAGAUUUUGACUUUGCAAAACUAGCAGAAACGUAUAAUCUCCUCGAUUUUAUAUCUGGGAAACUCCAAAGAUCAAUCGCGGCGGUUACAGCGGCCACAAGCGGGAACGGCGGGAUUUCUGCUGCAGGAGGUGGCGGAACAGGCGGCGGGUUGGCAGAGGAUGACGACGUCACUUUGGAAAUCGUAAUUUUGCUUGGGACCAUGGCUAAUGAUGAAAACAUUGGGCCAAUGGUCGCGAGAACAGGCAUCUUGCCAUUGCUCAUGGAAUUAAUGAUUGCAAAGGAAGAUGAUGACGAAAUGAUCCUCCAAAUCAUCUACUGUGCAUAUCAAUUCUUGCUGUUAGAUAGCACAAGAACGAUGUUGAUAAACAAAACACAGCUCGUUUCAUACCUCAUCGACCUGCUUUACGACAGAAAUGUUGAGAUUCGGAAAAUGUGUGAUGUGUGUUUGGAUCUCAUCUGCGAAACUAACACCGAGUAUCUGUCAAAAAUUCGACAUCAAAAAUUUCAUUAUCACAAUUCUGAAUGGUUACAUCGUAUUGCCCAGUCAACCGCAUCAGCAUCAAGUGUUAAUAUGUACACAGUGGAAGAUGACGCAGUAGGAAUGGGAUAUCAGAAAUAUGCCGGGGCCGGAAGGCGCGGGGCCAUCGUUGAUGUGAAUGACGCGUGGAGUGAUAGCGAGAGCGAAGACGAAAGCGAUGGUGAUGAUUUUGGCCGGGGUAUGGUAGUAGGCGGGAACAGUGCGCUAUUAGACGGCUUUUGAUUUGUGCGCGGGUCGCAAGGUCAAUACCGUCAGCUUUUGCACGUCCGCGGGCAAAAUGGAUGAAGUCUGAAACUAAACAGCGCUGAUGUUAGCUGGAUACGGCUGUCUCCGUUCAAACACGAUCAAAGACUUCGAAUAUACCUCACUAUGACUACCG